Phialemonium atrogriseum is the source of this 342-nucleotide messenger RNA. RefSeq names its product complex 1 protein. Lineage: Eukaryota; Fungi; Ascomycota; Sordariomycetes; Cephalothecales; Cephalothecaceae. The transcript is spliced from 5 exons. Gene Ontology annotation, biological process: iron-sulfur cluster assembly. The record is from RefSeq and is a predicted model, not a curated record. Bases 1 to 342 code for a protein of 113 amino acids. Gene Ontology annotation, cellular component: mitochondrion; L-cysteine desulfurase complex.
AUGUCGGUCACAACAGCCCUCAAGGGCAAUUCAGCACAGCAGGCCCGGUCAUUAUACCGGCAACUACUACGACAGGGAGAGCAGUUCUCCGCGUACAAUUUCAGAGAAUAUGCAAAACGGCGAACAAGAGAUGCCUUCCGAGAGAACAAAACCGUCGACGACCCCCGGCGAGUGCAGGAGUUAAUACAGAAGGGCUUGAAGGAGUUACAAGUGCUCAAGCGCCAGACAGUUAUCAGUCAGUUUUAUCAGCUGGAUCGCUUGGUCGUUGAGGGGGGAUUAUCGGGCAAGGAGACGGGUAACAAGGGGGAUAUUCUCAGGCAAAAGGAUACCGGAUUGGACUGA